Molecule: messenger RNA, 1527 nt
Organism: Chlorella variabilis
Lineage: Eukaryota; Viridiplantae; Chlorophyta; Trebouxiophyceae; Chlorellales; Chlorellaceae
Exons: 11
Coding region: 1-1527 (508 amino acids)
Biological process (GO): protein folding; response to endoplasmic reticulum stress
Cellular component (GO): endoplasmic reticulum
Molecular function (GO): protein disulfide isomerase activity
Source: RefSeq, a predicted model, not a curated record
AUGAGCCUGGCACUUUGGCUGCUGCUGGCUUGCCUGGCGGCGAGAGCCAAUGCAGCCGAUGUGAUUGCUGUCAGUGGCAUGAAGCAGCUGAAGGAGCUGGCGGCCAAGCACCCUUUUCUGGUCGUGGAACUGUACGCGCCGUGGUGCGGGCACUGCAAGAAGCUGGAGCCCGAAUAUGCCAAGGCGGCGGCGGCCCUGAAGGACCACGACCCACCCAUCACCCUUGCCAAGGUGGAUGCCACCGCCAAGGCCAACGAGGAUGUCAAGCAGGCGUUCAAGGUCAGCGGCUUCCCCACCCUGAAGAUCAUCAAGGGCGACGUGGGCAAGGCGCUGCCGUACGACGGCCCCCGCGACGAGGCCGGCAUCGUGCGCUACCUCAAGAAGCAGGUGCUGCCCGCCUACAGCCAGCUGACAACCGCAGAGCAGGUGGCCGCCGCCAAGGCAGACGCAGAUGUGCUGCUGCUGGCGUACAUCGCCGACGCUGCCAGCGACGACUUCAAGACGUUUGUGGAGGUGUCGGAGGCGCUGCGCAACGACAUCGACUUCAGGUUCGUCACAGACCGCUCCCUGGUGGACGGCGCCUGCACCGCCGACUGCGCCAGCCCCUUUGUGGUGAUGCACAAGCGGGACGAGGCGGAGGCGCCGCGGUACGAGGGCGACUUCUCCGCCGACCUGCUCAAGACCUGGGCCGCCGCCAAGAGCUUGCCGCUGGUCAUCAAGUUUGGCUCUCCCUCGGGCAUGAAGCACCUGCAGAAGGCGUUCAGCGGCACGCUGCCGCGUCUGAUUGCGGUGGCCAAGGAGGAAAGCGCAGAGCUGAUGGAGCAGCUGCAGCAGGCCAGCAAGGCCAACGACGACCUGUCGGUGGUGCUGGCGGUGGAGAAGGACAGCAAGCGCCUGCUCGACUACUACGGGCUCAAGGCGGGCGACGGCUUCACGCUGCUUGUGGAGGACCCCAAGGCUGCCGCCAAGUACCUCAAGGAGGGCGCCAAGGCCAGCGACGUGCCCGAGUUCAUGCGGGAGUUCCAGGCGCGCGGCGCGGGGGCUGGGUGGGGAGGGCGAGCAGCCGAGGGGGCCCUGGAGAGGUGGCUGAAGAGCGAGGAGCCUCCCGCCGACAACAACGGCCCCGUGCGGGUCGUCACUGGCAAGACGUUUGAGGCCGACGUGUUUGGCAGUGGCAAGGAUGUGUUCCUGGAGGCCUAUGCCCCCUGGUGUGGCCACUGCAAGAAGCUGGCUCCCAUUUGGGAGGAAGUUGGGAAGGAGUUCAAGGACGAUGCCGGCAUCAUGGUUGCCAAGAUCGACGCCACCACCAACGACAUCCCCUCCCCCAAGAUCAGCGUGCGGGGCUACCCCACCCUGGUGUUUGUCACUGCCAAGGGUGACGUCAUCCCCUUCAGCGGCGCCCGCGAGAAGAAGGACCUGAUCAAGUUCAUCAAGGACAAGCGCACCACCAGCGCAGACGGCGGCGCUGCGGCAGCGGAGGACGAUUUGGAGGAGGAUGACGAAGAGGCGCCCAAGGAUGAGCUUUGA